AUGUCUCCUCUGGGGCCAGACUUAUACCUAGACCUUGAUCCAAGAUUCCCUCAUUGUGAAUUGUUUGAUAGCCGUUUAUUUGUGGCGGGAUUCACGGCCACAGCAUCUACCAAAGCACGAGCCGCCAUCCAUGGGAUAUUCCAAACCAUAGGCAUCAUCUGCAUAGAUACAUUACUAAAAUGCCAAAUGGAAUAUCAGAUACCAAGAUACUCGCUGAUUGGACUUAACAGAUGCCAUUUAUGUGAGGAUAAAAUAGAUUUGGUGCUGGCAUCAACACAUUUGAUGUCAUGCUGUCCGGAUAUGCGAGUUCCUGAGCAGAAUUCUAUUACCCCAGCCUAA
Trichophyton rubrum CBS 118892 is the source of this 339-nucleotide messenger RNA. RefSeq lists its product as uncharacterized. The transcript has a single exon. The record is from RefSeq and is a predicted model, not a curated record. Lineage: Eukaryota; Fungi; Ascomycota; Eurotiomycetes; Onygenales; Arthrodermataceae. Bases 1 to 339 code for a protein of 112 amino acids.